CAUCAAUUUUCAUAAAACUUUAGAAGCUUCUCUGAUAAACAUCACCGUUUUUCACAUCCAGCCUCGCCGUAUAAAUACAACAACGCCGACAAAGCAAAAGAGAUUGAGAGGCUAGAAGAGUCGCGCAGGCUUCCUGCGCAUCCGCUGCGAAGAUGGCGACUACUUCAAAUAUGUUUCUUUACUCCCUCACAAUCCAACCUCCUACUACAAUAAACCAAGCUAUGCUUGGCCAAUUUUCUGGUACCAAGGAACAGCAAAUCAUCACGGCCUCGGGCUCGCGACUCACAUUACUCCGUCCGGAACCGUCCCAAGGGAAAGUAAUUACCCUUCUGGCACAUGAUGUCUUCGGCAUCAUAAGGUCUAUUGCCUCUUUUCGACUUGCUGGAAGUAAUAAGGAUUAUGUUAUACUUGCCACCGACUCGGGACGCAUCGCGAUAAUCGAGUAUAUACCACAGCAGAAUCGAUUCAAACAACAGAAGCUUGAAACAUUCGGAAAAUCAGGAGUCCGCCGUGUUGUUCCAGGACAAUACCUUGCUUGCGAUCCCAAGGGCCGCGCUUGUCUCAUUGCGUCAAUUGAGAAAAAUAAGUUGGUUUACGUUCUGAACCGAAAUGCACAAGCAGAACUUACUAUUUCCUCGCCAUUAGAGGCACAUAAGCCGGGCACCAUUGUGCUUUCUAUGGUUUCUUUGGAUGUCGGCUAUGCGAACCCAGUAUUUGCGGCGCUGGAGGUCGAUUACUCCGAGUCCGAUCAGGACCCGUCAGGUCAAGCUCUCGCAGAGGUCGAGACACAACUUGUCUACUAUGAACUGGACCUCGGGCUGAACCAUGUUGUCAGAAAAUGGCAUGAACCAGUCGAUCCCACUGCAUCAAUAUUAUUCCAAGUUCCUGGUGGCAACGAUGGACCUAGUGGUGUUCUGGUUUGUGGCGAGGAGAACAUCACGUAUAGGCAUUCCAACCAAGAAGCCUUUAGAGUACCGAUACCGAGACGAAAAGGUGCAACUGAAGAUCCGCAACGAAAAAGAUCGAUCGUUUCUGGUGUCAUGCACAAACUCAAAGGAAAUGCCGGGGCUUUCUUUUUCCUCUUACAGACCGAGGACGGUGAUCUUUUUAAAGUCACCAUUGACAUGGCUGAGGAUGAGGACGGAAAUGCCACUGGAGAAGUGCGCAGGCUCAAAAUUAAAUACUUCGAUACAGUUCCAGUAUCCACAAGCCUUUGCAUCCUAAAAAGCGGUUUUUUGUUUGUAGCGAGCGAAUUUGGUAAUCAUCAUUUCUAUCAGUUCGAGAAGCUAGGCGACGAUGACGAUGAGCUGGAGUUUACUAGCGACGAUUUCCCCACAGAUCCGCAUGCGUCGUAUAACCCUGCUUAUUUCUACCCAAGACCGGCAGAGAAUUUGAGUCUGGUCGAGAGUAUCGAUUCUAUGAAUCCUUUGGUCGAUUGUAAGGUAGCGAACUUGACUGGCGAUGACGCACCGCAGAUCUAUUCAAUUUGCGGUAACGGGGCGCGAAGUACAUUCAGGACGUUAAAACACGGCCUCGAAGUCAAUGAGAUCGUGGCCUCGGAGCUUCCGGGUGUCCCAUCAGCAGUUUGGACCACCAAACUUAAUCGAUCUGAUCAAUACGAUGCCUACAUCAUUCUCUCCUUCAGCAAUGGUACUCUGGUGCUUAGUAUUGGCGAGACUGUUGAAGAGGUAACCGACACUGGCUUCCUCUCAUCGGUUCCAACACUCGCCGUCCAACAACUUGGCGACGAUGGGCUGAUCCAAGUCCACCCCAAGGGUAUCCGUCAUAUCGUUAGAGGAAGAGUCAACGAGUGGGAAGCGCCGCAGCACAGAUCAAUCGUUGCUGCUUCAACCAAUGAGCGUCAGGUUGCGGUCGCUCUAAGCUCAGGCGAAAUUGUCUAUUUUGAGAUGGCUGACGACGGGUCAUUGGCGGAGUACGAUGAAAAGAAAGAAAUGUUCGGAACCGUCACUUGUCUGAGCUUGGGCGAAGUCCCUGAAGGUCGCUUACGAAGCUCGUUCCUGGCCGUUGGAUGCGACGACUGCACUGUCCGAAUUCUAAGCCUGGAUCUCGAGUCCACGCUCGAGAGUAAGUCAGUACAGGCUUUAACCGCUGCGCCGUCUGCACUAUCGAUAAUGGCGAUGGAAGACUCUUCGUUUGGCGGAUCUACUUUAUAUCUUCACAUUGGUCUGCAUUCCGGUGUCUAUUUACGGACAGUUCUCGAUGAGAUAACCGGAGAACUUACUGACACUCGUCAAAAGUUCCUUGGACCUAAGGCCGUGCGACUUUUCCAGACCUCGGUUGAAGGUCGUACUUGUGUAUUGGCUCUGAGCUCGAGGACGUGGCUGGGCUAUGCAGAUCCAAUCACAAAGGGAUUUAUGAUGACCCCUCUUGACUACACCGAUCUUGAAUGGGGUUGGAAUUUCAGCAGUGAACAAUGUGAAGAAGGUAUGGUGGGAAUCGAGGGUCAGAAUCUGAAAAUUUUCUCCAUCGACAGGUUAGGGGAUACCCUAUUACAACAAUCAAUACCCCUCACAUACACUCCGAGACGCCUUGCUAAGCAUCCCGACCAACCUUACUUCUAUACCAUUGAGUCCGAUAACAAUACACUUCCGCCCGAAUUACGUGCUCAGCUUCUAGCUGACCCCGGCGUCGUUAACGGUGACGCUGCCGUACUACCACCUGAGGAGUUCGGAUAUCCUAGAGGCCGUGGUCGAUGGGCGUCUUGUAUCAGCGUCGUUGAUCCACUAGUUGAGAAACGAGUGCUGCAAACAUUAGAACUCACCGAGAAUGAGGCUGCGGUCAGUAUGGUCACUGUUUCAUUCGCAAGCCAAGAUAAUGAGACUUUCUUGGUUGUGGGUACCGGAAAAGAUAUGAUCCCCAGUCCUCGUCAAGCGAGCGCGGGAUAUAUACAUGUCUACCGGUUCCGCGAUAACGGCAGGGAAAUCGAGUUCAUCCAUAAGACCAAGGUGGAAGAACCUCCAAUGGCAUUGGUUCAAUUUCAAGGUCGUCUACUUGCAGGAAUCGGCAAAACUCUACGUGCCUAUGACCUCGGAUUGCGACAACUUCUCCGAAAGUCGCAAGCUGAGGUCGCGCCCCAACUCAUCGUCUCGUUACAAACUCAAGGUAGUCGCAUCGUCGUUGGUGACGUGCAGCAAGGUGUCACCUAUGUCGUGUAUAAAUACGAGAGCAAUAAGUUAAUUCCGUUUGCUGAUGACACAAUACCUCGCUGGACAAAUUGCACGGCGAUGGUGGACUACGAAUCGGUUGCUGGUGGCGAUAAAUUCGGAAAUGUCUGGAUCGUGCGAUGUCCCCAGAAAGCAAGUGAGGAAGCUGACGAGGAUGGGACCGGGGCACAUUUACAACAUGCCAGAGAAUAUUUGCAUGGCUCCAAUCACCGUGUUAGUCUUAUGGCGCACUUCUUUACGCAGGACGUUCCAACCAGCAUCAGUAAGACAAAUCUUGUGGUGGGUGGUCAAGACGUUCUUCUCUGGAGCGGUAUACAAGGUACCAUUGGUGUCUUCAUCCCAUUCCUCAGCCGAGAGGAUGCGGAUUUCUUCCAGAGUCUCGAGUCGCAUAUGAGAACCGAAGACCCACCUCUCGCCGGAAGAGAUCAUUUAAUCUAUAGGGGUUAUUAUGCUCCCGUUAAAGGUGUCAUCGAUGGUGAUCUAUGUGAACGGUUCACAUUGCUCCCGAGCGAUAAGAAACAGAUGAUCGCGGGUGAGUUGGAUCGUUCGGUCCGAGAAAUUGAGAGGAAAAUAUCGGUGAGUGAAGUAUUUUUGAACCCUUAAAUUGACAUUGUGACUAAUGUUGAGUAGGAUGUACGAACUCGGUCAGCAU
Messenger RNA from Hypoxylon trugodes, 3837 nucleotides. RefSeq names its product pre-mRNA-splicing factor rse-1. Bases 153 to 3788 code for a protein of 1211 amino acids. Gene Ontology annotation, cellular component: nucleus; U2 snRNP. Lineage: Eukaryota; Fungi; Ascomycota; Sordariomycetes; Xylariales; Hypoxylaceae. Gene Ontology annotation, biological process: mRNA splicing, via spliceosome. The record is from RefSeq and is a predicted model, not a curated record. The transcript is spliced from 3 exons. Gene Ontology annotation, molecular function: U2 snRNA binding; protein binding.